AUGGGCAAGAAAAGUGCGAUACAAAAGUCAGCCAAAGGAGAUCUCAUACCAAUUCCUGGACCUUUGGAACAACAAAUCGAAGGCUCACGGAUAGCAAAGGCUCGCUCAGAAGAACGAGCUAAACGAAAGCGCAAAGUUGAGCAGGAAGCUGAAGAGGAACUGAAAAAAUUAUUCGUUAGUGGUAAUGCUUUUUUGCUUACUAUAGUUAUAAAUUUUACGAUAUUGCCGUCUCCAUCGGUACACGAGGGUGUGAUACUAGCAUCUUGGAUAGAAAAAUAUAUACCAAAUACUCUUUCUGAAAAGAUUAUCUCACAAGCCAAGAAGCAACUUAAUGACAUCGAAACUGAAGAUGGAACUGUGGAAGUUGAAGCAAACAAAAGGAUGCGCAAUGUAAGCUUAGGAGGUAUCAACGAAGACGAUUCUGAAGGCGAUGAUUUUCCAGAGGAAGACGACGGCUACGAAGACCAAGCAUUGGAUCCGAAGGAUGAAGCCGAUUUGGAACGUUUCAUGGUUAACAAAGACAGCGGUGCCAAAACGCUUUAUGAUAUAAUUCGCGCUAAAAUCGAUGCAAAAACAGAUGAUGCAGAACUGGCCCUAAGCAGUGUAGAUCCAAAUGAAUUCAAUGUGCGUUGUCCUUUUUCCGUAUCUGCUUUAAUCUUGAAAAUAAUAAGAGAUCUUGAUCCAGAAGUUGUUGAAAUGUACAAGGAAAUUGGCAAAAAGUGGAAAAAUACCAAAGGCAUUCAAAGUCAUACCAAAGAUGGUGAAUUGGGAACAAAUACUUUAGUGAGUGAAAGAAGUAUUUUUCAAAAUUUGCUUCUUAUGUUGCAUGUUAGUUUGACCGAUCCCGACGGUUGGAGCGCUGCAGCUAUGUAUCAGGCUACCAGACUUUUCGCUUCCAAUCUCAAUCCAAGGAUGUGCCAA
Strongylus vulgaris is the source of this 921-nucleotide messenger RNA. Lineage: Eukaryota; Metazoa; Nematoda; Chromadorea; Rhabditida; Strongylidae. The record is from the annotation of a GenBank genome assembly.